UCCAUAAACCUCGCCUGAAGUUUACCUAUAUAUACAUACUUGCCACUUUCUUUUAUCAAUACUCAAAAUCAUUCACAAAGAAAUUACUAGCUAGCUAGUAAGAGAGAUGGCUAUGGCAGAUGCUUCUGGACCUCAAUUCAAUUCUACCAACGGCGAUGCUCAUUCUGAUCAGAUUAUUGUCCCUGAGAAUAAGAGCUGGAAGAAUUUCUUUGCCUACUUAGGACCUGGUUUUCUUGUUGCAAUUGCAUAUAUUGAUCCUGGAAACUUUGAGACUGAUCUACAAGCAGGAGCACAAUACAAGUAUGAGUUACUUUGGAUCAUAUUGGUGGCUUCUUGUGCGGGUUUGGUGAUUCAAUCUCUGGCUGCCAAUCUUGGUGUUGUCACAGGAAAACAUUUAGCUGAGCAUUGUAGAGCUGAAUACUCCAAAGUUCCAAAUUUUUUGCUAUGGCUUGUUGCUGAAGUUGCAAUAGUCGCUUGUGAUAUUCCAGAAGUAAUCGGAACAGCUUUUGCUCUGAACAUGCUCUUUAGCAUACCUGUAUGGAUUGGUGUUCUUCUUACAGGCUUAAGUACACUAAUGCUUCUCGCACUUCAACGAUACGGGGUAUUUCCUUUCUUUCAUCAUUUUCAUCUCACGGUUCUAUGUAUAGUCAAGUCUUAUGAUGUUUGUCAUUCACAGGUAAGAAAGCUGGAGUUCUUGGUUGCAUUUCUUGUGUUCACAAUGGCUACAUGCUUCGUCAUUGAGCUACACUACUCAAAGCCAGACGCAGGAGAAGUCCUACAUGGUCUCUUUGUUCCACAACUCAAAGGAAAUGGUGCAACUGGUCUUGCAAUCUCUUUGCUUGGGGCCAUGGUUAUGCCGCACAAUCUCUUCCUCCACUCUGCUUUGGUUCUCUCCAGAAAAAUACCACGUUCAGCUACUGGCAUCAAGGAGGCUUGUAGGUUUUACCUGAUAGAAAGCGGAUUGGCUCUAAUGGUGGCCUUUCUCAUAAACGUCUCUGUGAUAUCAGUAAGUGGUGCUGUUUGCAAUGCCUCAGACUUAACCAACGAAGACCGAGCUAAAUGUGAGAAUUUGGACUUAAACAAGGCUUCCUUUCUCCUAAGGAACGUUGUGGGUAAAUGGAGCUCAAAGCUAUUCGCUAUCGCACUUCUUGCUUCAGGGCAGAGCUCAACUAUAACCGGAACAUAUGCUGGACAAUACGUGAUGCAAGGGUUUCUUGAUCUAAAACUCAAGCCAUGGCUCAGAAACUCUCUAACAAGAUGCUUAGCUAUCAUCCCAAGUCUAGUCGUUGCUCUCAUUGGUGGUUCAGCUGGAGCUGGAAAGUUAAUCAUCAUUGCCUCGAUGAUCCUGUCCUUUGAGCUGCCGUUUGCACUAGUUCCUCUUCUCAAGUUCACUAGCUGCAAAACUAAGAUGGGUUCACACGUAAACCAUAUGGCAAUUUCAGCUUUGACAUGGUUGAUUGGUGGUUUAAUCAUCGGGAUAAACAUAUACUAUAUAGUAAGCAGUGUCAUUAAACUGCUUAUUCAUAAUCACAUGAAGCUUGUCCUUGUCAUCUUCUGCGGAAUUCUUGGGUUUUCGGGCAUUGCCAUCUACUUAGCUUCCAUAGGGUAUCUUGUCUUCCGGAAAAACAGAGAAACUAGUCCUCUCCCUGCAUCAACCAGUUCGCAAAAUGUGGAGACACUUCCAAGACAAGACAUUAUCGACAUGCUUUAACAUCCGAUGUUGAAGUCGACAAAGACCUCUAGAUAUUGCUAGUCGACAGGUUCUUAGACCUUAGGAAUUUUUUUUUUCUUUCUAGUAGGUUUUGUUUAUGUACGGGAGAACGUUAGAAUAACACGAGAUAAUAAAAUCAUUUCUUCCA
Messenger RNA from Raphanus sativus (radish), 1859 nucleotides. RefSeq names its product metal transporter Nramp1. Gene Ontology annotation, cellular component: membrane. The transcript has 10 exons. Gene Ontology annotation, biological process: metal ion transport. Gene Ontology annotation, molecular function: cadmium ion transmembrane transporter activity; manganese ion transmembrane transporter activity. The coding region runs from base 107 to 1711 and encodes 534 amino acids. NCBI's taxonomy places the organism in Eukaryota, Viridiplantae, Streptophyta, Magnoliopsida, Brassicales, Brassicaceae. The record is from RefSeq and is a predicted model, not a curated record.